Rhopalosiphum padi (bird cherry-oat aphid) is the source of this 393-nucleotide messenger RNA. Its product is annotated as testis-specific serine/threonine-protein kinase 2-like. Gene Ontology annotation, molecular function: protein serine/threonine kinase activity; ATP binding. Gene Ontology annotation, biological process: peptidyl-serine phosphorylation; autophagy. The record is from RefSeq and is a predicted model, not a curated record. Gene Ontology annotation, cellular component: cytoplasm. Lineage: Eukaryota; Metazoa; Arthropoda; Insecta; Hemiptera; Aphididae.
AUGGGGUACGCUGCGAACGGUGACCUUUUUACUUACCUCCGGAAUAAGACCAUGGAGGAGUCACAAAUCCGUUCGUGGCUUGUGCAGAUCUUGUGCGUAGUCCACAGGGACCUGAAGUGCGAAAACAUUCUACUGACGCGCAAUUACAACGUGCGCAUCGCCGACUUCGGGUUCGCCAGGUUCGUUGACCGGGGACGUAAUCCUGACGCGGGCACGCCGUGCGGCACGAUCACCUACUCAUCUCCCGAGCUAUUGUCAGGACAACGUCCUUAUAACCCGGUGCUCGUGGAUAUGUGGGCAAUAGGUGUCGUGCUGUUCGUAAUGGCCAACAGCGCAGAUCCGUUCCGAGACAAGACUAAAAUAGAAAUGCAUAAGAAACAGAUGAUUAAUUAA